UGGCCGCCUAUCGAUAACCGAUAGCCCAACGUUGCCAGCAGAUAUUUUUGGGGCCAAGUGGUGGAAAAUACGUGUAAUAUUUACAAUAAGCGACCCGAAAACAUAUUAGCGCAGCAGAAAACCAAAUGGAGACGCCCACGGCCGACGACCUGUUGCAGUUCCGCGACUACAGCGGCGGCGCCCCGGCCCAGAUCAACGUCAACUCGCCGACCCACUCCUCGGGCGGCGGUUCUGGUGGAUCCGCUGGUGGCGGCGGUGGCUCCAGCAACAAUGCCAACGCACAGCGUCAACGCGGCGAUCCGCUGGCGGAUCUCAUCUACGACAUGACCACCUCGGCGCAGGGCCUGUCGGGCGAUGGCGGCCAGCAGCCGCAGAACGCCUCGCUGGACGGAGCUGGCGGCGGGGCUGCCGCUGGCGGGGCACGGCUCUCCUUCCUCACCAUCGAGUACUACCAGCAGUUCUUCAACGUGGACACCUACAUGGUGCUCGAGCGGAUCGCCAACUCGAUGAUCCCCAAGCGGGCCGCCGGCAACUAUCUGCGCAUGAACAUCGGCAAGAAUCCGGAUCUCUAUGGACCCUUCUGGAUCACCGUCACCCUGAUCUUCUCCAUAGCCAUCAGUGGCAACAUAGCCAGCUACUUGCACCACGCCAGCGACGGCUACCGCUGGCACUACAACUUCCACCUGGUCUCCUAUGCGGCCACCUGCAUCUUCCUGUACGCCAACAUCUUGCCGGCCGUUCUGUGGGCCUUAUUUAAGUACAGCCUGAAGCCCGUGGACUCGGCGGACGCCAUCGAAACGGAUAGCGCCACCUACACCCCGAGUCUCCUGUCGCUGAUGUGCAUCUACGGCUACAGCCUGGCCAUCUAUAUACCAGUGUCCAUUCUCUGGGUGAUCAAUAUCUCCCUGCUGCAGUGGAUCCUGGUGAUCACCGCCGCCCUGCUCUCGGGCACCGUGUUGAUCGCCGUGCUGACGCCCGCCCUGCGCAACUCGCAGUUCUCGCUGUUCCUCAUCAUCGGCAUCCUGAGCGCCCAUGUGGUGCUGGCCGCCGGCUUCAUGCUCUACUUCUUUCACAAUCCCCCCGAGUCGCCGCUGGCUGCAGCUGCUCCGCCAGCAGCUGCGCCUGCUGCUCCGGCUGCCCUGAAAGCCGUGACCCAGGCGGUGCUCAACGCAGUGCCCGGCAACCAGACCCACUAGGAAGCAUUCCGCAACAGCCAGUUCGUCAUUGUCGCUGACAUUUGUUGUACCUUAAGUUCUCCCUAAUGCAAUAUUCGUUAGAGCGCCGGGCUGGGGGUCAGAUGCUGCGGAUUCAAGCCUCAAGCAUCUGACCCUCAUUAGCCUGCGUUUCGUGCUUUGUAUUGACUUUCUAUGAUGUUUGGCGACUGUAUAUUUAUAUUAAAUUAGUGGUAAACCUACAUGUAAUACCAAAAAAGAUACAAAAAAUGCUUGAAUCGAUAGAACCUUUUGCUGGUGUAGUGAAAAAUUUAACAUUUUUGUCCAAGAUUCGCGAAAGACAAAAGAAUAUGAUAAUCAUGCCAUCAUUAAAAUUGUAAAUAUAAUCCAAAGUACUUAAAAUGA
Molecule: messenger RNA, 1577 nt
Organism: Drosophila biarmipes
Lineage: Eukaryota; Metazoa; Arthropoda; Insecta; Diptera; Drosophilidae
Product: protein YIPF1
Exons: 4
Coding region: 126-1196 (356 amino acids)
Biological process (GO): vesicle-mediated transport
Cellular component (GO): membrane; Golgi apparatus
Molecular function (GO): small GTPase binding
Source: RefSeq, a predicted model, not a curated record